GUCUUGAUAAAAACGCGGAGGACCGUGAGAGCUGCUUGAAAUUAAGGCAGGCUUUUGAGGAUUCUUGUCCAGCACAGUGGGUGAAGCACUUUGACCGGAAAAGAGACUACUUGAAGUUCAAGGCACGCAUCGAGAAAGAGGGGAUCCCAUCCCCUCCACCAGUUGUACCCAGGACUACAAGCCCAUUGCAGACUGUUACUCGGAGACAUAGAGUCUACAAAGAGCUGAUGGGGUAUAGAGAAGAGAAUUGCAAGAGUGCCGAAUUUUAAAAUUUGUGCAAGGAUAAGGAACUGAGCUGUUGUCAUAAUGAGGAAUAAAAAUAAAAUAUCUGAUAAUUUGACAUGCACUUCACUAGAAGAAGAAGCAGAUAUUUUAGAUCAAUUGAAAAGCUGCCAAAUUUAUUUUGAACGUGUUGCAAAUAACAUCUCUCUUAUAGAAAACAUAUCACAGUUUUAUGAUAAUUUCCGGCUUCUAAUUGGCAUCCUGCAGAAAUUAUCUUCAGGACUAGAGUGUUGUACAAGAGAAAUCAUCCGCGAUAUUAGCGUAUCAUUAAUAUAUAUAAUUGCUUCUUGUAGUCUACCACUUGAUGGCCAGAUGAUGUGUUCAACAGCCUUCUGUUCAGCUCUUCAUGCUGUGUCAAGCAUGCAUGAAAUGGAAAAUUUAUAUUUGUCAUAUCUGAAUACAGAAGGGGACAUUUUUUUUGGUUUUGGCUUGAACCUACAAAUUUUUAUACAAAAUGUAGAAGUCUUGAAAGUUUGUCUCUGUUACGGUAUAUUGAAGAGCAAUGAAGCAGCAAGUGUUUUAUAUGACAUGUCUUUAGAGGACAGUCCACUAAUUUAUGCAAUGUUGAACAUUCUGGAAAAUGGCUGUAUGAAGUACUCAAGACUGACAAGCAUAGCAUUCAAAGUGUUGGUGUUGUGGGUGAAAAAAGUGUGUUCAGAGCUCGAGUUCAAUAUGACAAGUGAUAUUUUGAGGAGGAUCUUUUCAGUCAUUAAUAGCAACUGGGAGAGUCCCAUCAGUGGUGUUAAGGAACAGAAUACCAAAAUAUUUGAACUCUUCUUAGAUGUGUCUUCAAGAAACAGAAUAGAUUUGCAUGAUCAAGAUACAUUACAGUCUGUAACAUCUCUGAUGCAUCAUACAAUGGAAGAACAGCCAUGGAAAAUGAAGAGCAAAUACUAUAUGUUGAGUGUGUUACUGCCAAGAUACGGCGUAAGAAAGGCAUUUUCAGAUUUUCCCGAUCUUGCUCCAGGUCUUGUUUCGAGCCUGUCUCAGAGCCACUUGGUAUCAGCUGGCAGUGAUGUUUAUAAGUGCUGUCUCAAUAACAUGAAUUCAGAUGAAUGGAUUAUUGUCUUCAUGACUUUAAUUACUGAAAUACUGACUGACAGAGAUGUCAUUAGCAUUAAAAAGCAGAAUGUGUUCAACUACUGGUUACCAAGCACAUUGAAGAGAUUUCCUCUGCUUCUGAACUUACUAUUGGAUCAAUUAGUUGACAUCUUACAAUCAUCUGGUUUGGAAAAUAUCAUUUUUUCUGUCAUUAGUUUAUUGAAACUUGGACAAAAAAGUGGCUUGUUUUUUAACACCUGGGAUGAAAAUUUUUCAAUCAGUUCUUUUAAAUUUUUGGACCUUCUGAAUUUUAUGAAUUCUGCCACUCAAAAUUCCAGUGAGACAGUCAGAGCUGAGGCAUUUGCAGUGGUCUGCAUAUCUUCUAAAACUUGUAUUAUACCUUCACUCAAAGAGUUUGAGUUGUUAAAGACAUUCUUGCUGGAAAAUGCAAACAUUGACAGUGCUUCUCUACGACAGGCAAUUUUGAAUUCAUUUACUUUGUUUCUUGCACGAAUAUGUGACUCUAGUCUUCGUGAAUUAAAAGUGGAAGAGAGAACACAAAAACCCAAGCAGCGUGCUAAGGAUAAGAAAUAUGUGUUUCUAAAUUCAGAAGAAAGUAAAGACAUUGACGGAACUCAAAUUUCACAAAACAUACAAUUCUUGAAUUGGCUGCAUAAUUUCCUCAUAUCUAAUCUUGAACCAGGAACUAAUUACCAGAGGAAAAUUCUUUCUCUGCAGCUUUAUAUGCUGGUGUUAUCUUAUUUUAGUGAACCAGCACAAAGGACAAAGGGAAGCUGUGUACUGAAAAGGAAAGGGGUGGCAUUAGAAGCUGAGGCAGUGAUGAAGUAUGCCCUGCAACUUGGAAAAUGGCAUUUUAAUUCUGAAAGAAGUCAUAAAACCUUAUUGAGUUGUGUUGUGGACCCCACUGCUGACAUCAGGGAAACUGCAGCCUUAAUUCUAAUGACAUAUUUCAGUUUCAAUGAAUCAAAUACUGAAGAGAAUAAACUUCUGCUAGAUUAUGCAUUGAGGCUUUGUAACAGCCCAGUAUUUUAUGAAAGAGAAAGUGGGGCUUUGCUUAUGAAAGUUCUUUGUAAGUGGACAUAUAAAAUGCCACCAAAGAAAUCUGAUGAAUUGGUUUUUAGUAUGGUGAACAAUAAAUAUAACAAAAGUUUGACCAGAAAUAGAAGCCGUAGUAGCAGCUUAAUGCUGUAUAAUCAACAAAAAUUGUUGGCUGGUCUUUAUAACAAGCCUAAUAGAUCUGUCCAUAGUAAAGUAGAAAUAAAAAAGAAAGUGCAUUGUAUACUAUUGAAAGAUGUUUGUGGUGUUGAGGUAUCUGACAAAAAUAUGGCAGUAGUGUCAAGAGAUGGAUUAGUUGAUAAGUCUACCACUUCUGGUAUUGAUAAAUCACAGCCUGACUCAUCUAUUAGCAGGAGAAAUAAUUUUCCUUUAGAGGUCCUUGACAAAGUUCGGCGCUCAUCUGCAUCAGAAGUGACCAGCCACCAGUCCAGUGAUCUCACACAAAAUAUACUUGAGGGACAGGUUGAGCAAGAUAGCUGGAAUAGGCAAACAGCAAAAGAAGAAGAAGAAGCAGAUUAUCAGAUUUCCGCGAGAUUAUUCAUGUUGACUGGAAGAACAAGAUUUUCAGGAAAUCCCUAUAAGAAUAAACAGGUUGAAGUGGCAUUGUCUUUAAAUUUACAUAAAUUUGAGGGCUUGCCUGUAAAGCAUGGUACAAAAGAUGAAAAACAUAACAAUCCAUCAAUGAAUAAGUUAAGAGACUUUAAAAAUUUGUCUGUUUGGAAUGCACACAGUUCUGCAUCAUCUUUGCCUGGAUAUCAAACCCCAAAAUUCCAACAGCCACACUGUUUUAAAUCAUCUGUAAUUAAUGAUACAGAUUUUCCUCUCUUGCAUGCAGGAUCAGGUGGUAGACAGCAUGAUAUUAGGAUUGUCUCUCAUCAGGAAAGCUUAGAAGUUGAUGUUCCUCAAUUUAGAUUUGAGUGCCAUUCUAUUUCCAAAGGAUUUUACACAUACAAAGAACAAAAUGUGAAACCAGAUGAUUGGGUGUUAUUCCCUUAUGAAGACUGGGGUUUAAGUGAAUCUCCAGAAGGAAAAAAUGUUCAAAAGUUUGAAACUAACAGUGGCACCUGUAGGUAUGAAGAUCCUUCCAAGAAUACCCAAGCAGUAUUGAGUUCUGAAAAUGUCAUACAGACUUAUGGAUCGGCACCGUUGUCAGUUUUUCUUCUAACACAGGCAGAUGCACAACUUACUUCACUGAAAGGAGACAUCUUUCAGGCAGCCUCCUCUGGUUCUCCACUUCAUGGUACCAUCACUGCUUUAAUUCACCUUGCUACACAGUCAGAUGGACCAGAAUGUGGAUGCAUGUCUGUAGAGGAAGUGAACAGAACAGUCACUUUGUUGGAACAAACAGUCUCCUUCUUUCUAGACUUCCUGGCAGCAAAAUCAGCCAGUACUGCAGGUGUUGCACCUUCAUUUGCUGAGAUGGAUGAGGCUAUACAAAGCAGUAUACAGGAGUCGCUGUCAGAUUUGGCAUCAGUAGAUGAAGAAGGAAUGCAGCUAUCUCCAGCUCACCAAUUGGUUUUCAGUUGUAUCUGGCUGAAUUUGAAAGCUUGCUGUACUCUAGCAAGUGGCCUAGUCUGUAGUGCAAAUUGCAGUAUAGCAACAGUAAAGCGCUGUGGAAGACUAAUUACUCAGGUUCUCACUCGGUGCCGGCAUAAAGGAGCCAUAGAGUCUGCUGGAGUUGCCUUGUCCACAUUUGUGAAGACUGUCACAUCUCAGACUGCAGAUUGUAAUCCAACUUGUGAUAAAGAUGUGCAGUUGAUGUUGGGACAAAUACUGGCUGAAUUUUUGGGCUCUGUGGCAUGUGGGGGCCUUAAAGCAUCAGUCACCAGACGUUCUGCUGGAUUGUCAAUUCUUAUUCAUAAAAUUGUGGCAAGUGAUAUGCAGACUGGCAAGCCACUUCUUCACAUGUGUGUAUCGCAACUUCUGGAAAUAGCCAGAGCUCCCUUGGGCAGUAGGAUUAGUUCUGAACCAGAAUCAGUGUUAGUAGACCUCCCACAAGCACAGGCACUGCACUUCUUGAGAAUACUGGUACAAGAUUCAUCAUUGAGACAAGACAUGGCUCAGUAUAUGAGUUCAGUAACAAUAAUAUGCUUCAGCAACUUCUCGUCCUCGGUGUGGACAGUCAGAAAUGCAGCAUUACAGUUAUCUGGUGCACUUAUUCCAAAACUUGUAGGACAGAAGAAAAUUCAGGAUGAGGAACUGACCUUAGGAAGUGGUGUCAGUGUUGAAGAGUUUUUUAGCCACUUUCCGGAACUGACUGACUUUAUGUUAGUCUCCCUACAGCAAGCUGCAAAUUGCUGUCCAUCUCAAACUUUGAAACAACAUGCAGAUCUAAUUCCUAUGCUGUCUCUGCUAGCAAAAGUUACUGUAGGCAUUGAAAUAUUUAUCAGUGUGCCAUUGGUUGAAAUGAUUGCCCAGUAUCGUGUUUGUUUUCUGCAACUGAUUUCCAGUCCUAUUUAUCAUGUUCGCAAAUUGGCAGCAAAAGCAUAUGAAAGGUUUGUGCCAUUUUCCAGCACCUGUCAAACCAUUGUGGCUAUUGCAGAUAAAUUACAGGUUCACAAAGAUUGUGAUGGAACACAUUCCAGUUAUUUUGUUGUUGGAGAAAAUGUUCUUAAUGGAAUUUUAUUGACACUAAAAUAUCUUCUGGAGAAGUUAAAUCACGACAGUCAAAAUACAUCGGAAUUUGAGUCCAAGAUGCUUGAAGUGAUUAAAAAAUUGAAAGAUGCUCUCAAAAAUUACAUGAACUUGGAUUCCUGCUCAUUUUUCAACAGGUUCUUACUUCUUGAGUUAAUUGAAGAUAAAAUUAAUACUGUAGGGACAGCAUACAUUUCAGCUAAUGAAGCAUAUGAAAGGAUGUUAGAUGUACACAAGACAUUGCAGAAUGAUAACAUUAAGAAUUCAUUAAAACCUGGGCUCUCUCUUUGGGCUGCCAAAGUCAUAGAAGUGGUUGUGAGGAAAUGUUGCCCAUAUCAUCUUGUUUCCACAUGGUACAAUUCAUAUAUGCUGUUCAGUCAGUGCCCAGAUAUUGUAACAUCAUCUUUUAUGAGUCUAAAAUGGAGGCUUCUUCAUGAUGAAAAAAUCAGUGUUGCUACAAAAGCUUCAUUAUUUAUUGCUAUUUUGAAAGUUUGCUUAGAAGUUGCCAAGGACUGUCAUGCUUUAUUUCCAUUGCUUGAUGUAAUGCUUGUGUUAAUACAAGAUACGAAGGUUCAUGUUGUUAUAACUUUCGAAGAGUUGCAUAAGAUCUAUAUGUGGUCUUUGAGUGACAGCAGAAACAAAUCUGAAUAUAGUAAGAUAGCCCUUCCAGUGGUUGCUGGGCUUCUUUCACAGUACUUUGGCCAUGGAAAUUGCAUUGGAUUAUCAACUGAAACUUUAGAAUUUGUACUGAAAUUUGCACUCUGUAUCAAAGACAGAAGUGAUGUAAUGAAGUUUGAAGAAGAUUUUAGGUUUAGUGCUGCAAGGGCCAUGAAUCUUUUAGUUCCAUCACUUCGGGAAAUUUUUGCACAAAGUUCCAGAGAAUUCUCUACAGAAGAAGUGUGUAAAGAGAUUAUUGAAAUCCUUUUGGAUGUUGUGCUUACCUUGCUUCAAGAUGAAGAUCAUGUUGUACGAAAAGAAGCAGCAAAAUUUAUUCCUGCAUAUUCCACUGAAAUGAAUAAAAAGUCAACAUCCUUGAAGAUGAAUCCAUAUUCUAGUCUCAUGAAACUAGUGGAACCAAAUAUACUCCUUACAUUGUUAACAGUUCCACAAGCAAUGGACUUUCUGUGGAAGAAGCUGCUUUAUACAUAUGAUGUUCACAGCAUUGAAAUAAAACAUUACCACUACUAUCAUGAAAACUGUAGCAUUAAUAGCCCUUUUGACCAUGGGAAAAACAACAUCUACAGUGAAGAAACAAAGAUGAUAGAUCUGUUUGGGAAGAGCCUCCUGGAAAUAAUUAAGGUUGCAAACAGAAGAGAGAGAGAUGGAUUGACAAAAUUGAUCAAAUCCAGAUAUGUAAAGUUUAAAGAUGAUGUAGGAACAGUAUUAUCUCUGUUGAAAAGAAUAGAAUCUUGUGGUAUUGUUUAUGCUUCGUCAGAGAAUGAAUCUUGUUAUAUUGUUGCGAAGAAACUCCUGUAUCAAUCAGAAGUGAUGGCUGCUCUAAAAAUUAUGGGAAACUGUGAAAUGGAAAUAAUGGUAGAACUACAGAAAUUCUUUAAGUUUUUCACAAAUUAAAGCAUUCUCUGGUGCACCAAAGGAAAUUUUCAUGUUGCAAACAGUAUAAACAUUACUGGUCAUGUUAUUUGCCUUGUAAUAUAUACCUUGUUUGUACCUCAUUAUAUUGUAACAUAUCCUGGAAGAAAAUGUAUUAAUAUAUCCCAUGAUAUGUAGUUCACUGUGAUAACACACUUUUGUUUCUUCGUAAUUUUUGUAUUUUAACUGAAUUCAGAAAGAUACAGUUAGUGGAAAUAUUGGUAGGCCAAUUGAAAAUAUGUUUGUUCACAAGUUAGUCUAUUUGAAAGGUGCAUUUAUAAGGGGGCUGAAUUGAUAUUUUAACAUUUAUCAUCCAUCUGUCACAUUGUUAGGCAUGUUCCAUCUGGAAUUGCAUCAUCCUAGUAUAUGGUUAAGUAGGCCUUUAUUUAGAGCCAUUUUAUAGCAAUUAUGAUGCUGCAAAUGUGUUUACUACUGUUUACAGUAGUCCAAUAUUCUUUGUACCUGUGAUUUAUUUAUCAUUUUCAACCUUGUGAAGGUUAUUUUUACAGAAAAAUUGUAAAAUUACAGUCAUGUGGUCAUGACAUUGUCACAUAGUCAAGGUCUUGUCAGUUCCUUAUGAAUGUAAGCCAGAAGGAAUAUUAAAAAUGCUGAAAUAGUAUUUCA
Molecule: messenger RNA, 7248 nt
Organism: Zootermopsis nevadensis
Lineage: Eukaryota; Metazoa; Arthropoda; Insecta; Blattodea; Termopsidae
Biological process (GO): tRNA methylation
Cellular component (GO): cytosol
Source: RefSeq, a predicted model, not a curated record